GGAAAUUGGCCAUGGCUGGUCCUGCUCCUGGCCUCCCUCUCCCGGUCCCUGUUCCCACCACCUCCGCCCUUGCAUCCUCCACCACCAUCACAGACACUAUGCUUGCCACUGCUGAUGCCUCCUCGUCGGCAUGCCCUUCCUCUGCCGAGCCCACUCCGCCGCUCCCGGCUCCUGUCCCUGCACAUGAUCCUGUCGGUGAGGACGGCCUGGCGCCAUCCAUGGCCGAGCCAUGCCGGCAACCGCUGGCGCCGCUGCCAGCACUGUGCUGCGUGGUUGCCUAUUCGGAUGUAGCGCCUCGCUUCCAGGCGGGCGUGCUCGAUCAGGUCCGUGCCGCCUCGCUCGACGUCUUCUUCGAGUCCAAGUAUGUCGACGAGGUGCCCACCCGUACCUCCGGCGCCUCCCGUUUCGCAUGGCGCCUCGACCUUGUCUUUGACGCCGCCGCGCCCGUUACUGCGAGCGCGGUUGCUGCCGCAAACGCCGUGGCCUCGGGCUCAGAGCCCGAGUCCGAGCCCGAGUCCGAGAUCUCCGAGCCGGCCGCUCAGCCCGAGGUCUACGGCUUUAUCCUCUACCGCCUCGGCGGCGAGCUUGCCGACGCCAAGCACCUGGUCGGUAUUUCCAAGCUCUGGGUCAACGAGGGCGUCCGCUGUCGCGGCCUCGGCCACGUCCUCGUCAAGCGCGCCAUCUCCUGGGCAAAAAGCCACCGCGCCCUCUACGUCACCCUCUGGGCCUACAACGACGCCAUCCGCUUCUACAGAAACAUGGGCUUUAAGCUUGGCAUCGCCUCCGAGGACAGCAUCGCCGCUCAGGCCGAGGGCACCUUUCACAACGAGGUCUCCAAGUACAUGGAGAAGUUUGUUGGAACCCGCAAGCAGCGCAAGGACAUGAACCGCGGCAUUUCCUCCCGCCGCAACAAGCGCAAGAACCGCACGCGCUAUCGUUGAUCGUCACGCUCGCCAAACUCCGGCUCGUUUGACUACUCAAGCUUUCAGCGCUGAUCGCGCCCGCUGUAUCGCCGGCGGCCCGGCCCACGCUCCCACACCCCGGCCUCGGUCCGCGCCGCAAAUUGCGCAUCGUCGCCCGCACCCUCGCCGCCGUCGCUUCCGCUGCCGCCGCCCGCCGCCGCUGCCCGGCUUGACCCAGCGAACCGGACAUACCACGACUUG
This is a messenger RNA of Thecamonas trahens ATCC 50062, 1163 nucleotides long. RefSeq lists its product as uncharacterized. Gene Ontology annotation, molecular function: acyltransferase activity, transferring groups other than amino-acyl groups. Bases 12 to 941 code for a protein of 309 amino acids. The record is from RefSeq and is a predicted model, not a curated record. Lineage: Eukaryota; Apusomonadida; Apusomonadidae. The transcript has a single exon.